Nezara viridula (southern green stink bug) is the source of this 5878-nucleotide messenger RNA. The record is from the annotation of a GenBank genome assembly. NCBI's taxonomy places the organism in Eukaryota, Metazoa, Arthropoda, Insecta, Hemiptera, Pentatomidae.
CACAGACCUCCUAUCGUACAACAUGGAUAUCAAACUGGGCUACAAUGACUUCCCCUGAUGGCUAUCAACUUUUCAGCCUCGUUCGCGGCCUGCCUUGCCGCAGGCAUAAAGGUACCGAGGCAAUUCAUGUACUGCAUUGCACAAGAUACCGGUGCACCAUAUGUUUUGUACAAGGAUAGCGGAGGAGGUGCUGGUGGAGACUGGGGCGAAUUUCCUCAAAGCCCUGAGCCCAGCCUCCAGCCAAGCCCUUCACCACCAUAUCACAAUAGUACAACACCAGGUCAACAACAGCAGCAACCACCACAACAGCAGCCAGGGCAGCCUCAGCAGCAACCUCCACAGCAACAGCAGCAGCAACAGGGGCCUCCACUGCCUCAGCAGAACAGUUUCAACACAACCCCUAACCGAGCUCUGACACCUCAUCGCCCUCCCACUUCUCUGGUGCAUCCAGGACCUGUUGAGGAUGAUGUCCAGCAGCAAUCCCAAUCGCAACAGCAGGCUCAACAGCCACCACCACCUCAAUCACAACAACCUCCACCUCCACAACCACCUCAACAACAACAACAGUCUACACAGACACCACAACAACCAAACCCACCUCAGCCAACACCACAACAAGAAUUAGGUGUCGGUUGUGAUCUCAGCCAGAGCUACUAUGGCGGUGGAAGGGGGACACAGCACAUGUUAUCACAGGGGUUCAUGUCUUACCUAAAACAACCUGUUGUACUUACCUCCCUUAAUCCCAAUGAUCCAGUACCUGACUAUACAGGAUUCCAUAUGACAACGGGCAUGCCUGAUCUACUGUCAGGGAGCUUAAAAGCCUCACCUGUAUCAGGUGUAACAGGAGUCAAGUCUGAGCUCCGGCUCUUCAAGUGCCUCACUUGUGGAAAGGACUUCAAACAGAAGUCCACUCUUCUCCAGCAUGAAAGAAUUCACACAGAUUCACGGCCAUAUGGCUGUUCAGAAUGUGGCAAGCGAUUUAGACAACAGUCACAUCUAACGCAACACCUAAGGAUUCAUGCCAAUGAAAAACCAUUUGCAUGCAUCUACUGUGAAAGGACUUUUCGGCAGAGAGCUAUCUUAAAUCAACAUUUGAGAAUACACUCAGAUGUUAGUCCGCAUCUGGUGUACAAGAAUGGGCAACUAUGGCCACAAGAUGUUCCGUUUCCCCAGGACAAAGAACAAAAUCAGGGAUUUGAUCUGCAACCAGAUUCACAAUGUUUUUCCCCUGAUAGCCAGUUUCCUGCUUAUUUUAAAGACAGUAAAGGAGGUCUGUUGACAGGUGUUGCCCAUGGCGUUUUUGGCACUGGCAAUGGGAAGACCCUUCCAGAGAUGAUUCAGUCUGGAAGAAAUGCUGGUCUGCCACUUUAUGUACGGUGUCCAAUAUGUCAGAAGGAGUUUAAACAAAAAUCGACUCUUCUUCAGCAUGGCUGCAUUCAUAUUGAAUCUCGUCCAUAUCCUUGUGGUGAAUGUGGAAAGCGAUUUAGACAACAGUCUCAUCUUACUCAACAUCUAAGGAUACAUACAAAUGAAAAGCCAUAUGGAUGUCUUUACUGUGGAAGAAAUUUUCGUCAAAGGACGAUUCUUAAUCAGCAUGUCAGGAACAAACAUGAUGACAAAAGUAAAUGGCAAAAACUAUUGGCAUUUUGCAAUCAUAUUGACAAAUGGGGAUGUUCCUCUGAGAACGCAGUUCGCUUCACAGCUGAGAAGUCGGCCUCCCUGAAAGGAUUCACACUGGUGAAAAACCAUAUAAGUGUGCUCAGUGCGGGAAGGACUUUAGACAAAAAGCAAUUCUCGACCAGCAUACCCGAACACACCAAGGAGACCGACCGUACUGUUGUCCCCUUCCAAACUGCAGGCGUCGGUUCGCCGCCGAAUCAGAAGUGAAGCGCCACGUAGAGAACCAUGUCGGACCAAAGCGGAAGCCCCCUCCUCCUGGUGUCUCAAUGAACCCAACUCCACUUGUUAAACCUGAACUUUAUUUACCACAGUGUUAUCCUCACCCAGGUAACUUCCAGCAGCAGUAUACCAUGAGUCAGCUACUUGGUUCACCACCACAGCCAACAGCGCUUGUUCAGUAACCUGAAUCCUCAGUCUUCAGUUGACAAUAUACUAAUGACUUCCAGUCAAAAGAUAUGUUUUUAAUGAUUUAUACAGUUUGUUAAUUAAUGUGACUAUUUUAGCAAUGUCUUAAGUUUGUUUUGAGAACUACAGAGAACAACGAAUUGAUUAAUAGUAUUCUAUGAAAAAAAAAUUCUUUUCCCCCUUAAGGGAACUCAAAUAAAAUAUAUAUUUGCUCCACAAUUUUAAUUGUUUAUCCAUUUCAUAUUUAGACAAAAAAAAAAAAAAAAAGUAAAAAACGGAUUGUAAAUUGAUCAGCUAAAAUUAUAUCUUUACAAAUUAUGCAACUUUUGCUCUCUAACAGCUUUAUUUUAUUGUUUUAUGAAUUGUCAAAUUUUAAUCAAGCCUUCUUGACUGGAGUUCCUGUCUCCAUUUUUAUUCCUAAAUUUUGAAUUCAGAUUUAAGCAUUAUCAUGAGUAUCCGGGCAUAAAUGCAAUACCUUAGGAUUAGAAUAAAUAAAUGAAAAUCAGAUUUAUUUCUAUGGAAGAAAAACAAAUUAAAAUUAAAAAUUAAGUUGAAAUUUUCCGUUAUCCAACUUAUGAAAUUUUUUUUUGUAAAUUAUUUAACUUUGAAUAAAGUUCCGUCGGAUUAUGAACAACUAGUUCAUGAAUACUGUGUGAUAAUGAGUUGCAAUACGUAAUAAAUAUUUAGAAAUAAUUUUCAGGGAUGGGGGGGAUUCGCGCAAAACAGGGUUUAGUAGAAGCGCGAGGCCAUGGUAUGAAAGCAAUUGAUUGCUUCGAUAGAUGAUAUAUAAAAUUAUGUACAAUUAUUUUCCAAUUGAUAUUAAUUUUAGAAGAGUAUUUUAUAAGAUGCAUGAAGUACUUGCCAUUUUAUGACAAAAUUCCUUAUUUUGUAUGUGUUUACAUCACUUAAGUAAUAUGUACAUUAAUGUUGUCCUAAUGUUGAAUAGAUUGUAUCUGUAUACUUAUAAUUAAGAGUAUAUAUAUUUAUACAUGUAUUUAUACAUAUCUAAACCAGUUUACAUUCUGUAUAUGUAUAUGUAUUUGUAUAUAUAUUUGUUUUUAUAACAGUGUUUGAAAAUUUAGAAAAUGUAAAGAUGACAGACGUAAGGAGGUUUAUGGUGUUUAUUUGUAUCUGGUCUCUAAAAAUAUAAUAAUUUUGUGAAAGCAUAUCUCUCUAUAUAAAUAACUAUUAAUUUAUGAAUUAAUUGUAAAAAAAAUUAUAUACAAAUUUUCUACGACAAACAAACACUGUUUCAUUUAGAAUACUCAGGUAUGUUAAGUAGAUUUAUAUGUAUAAAUUUUGGGCUUCCUUGUAAUAUUGAACUAAGGAGGAUCGAAAUGGGAUGCAAUCCAUCCAACCAAGGACACAAGGUGAUGUUAGUUUAAGUAAUGUAUAAUUUUAGUUGUACCCAUCGACUCACAGUUUACACAUUGCAGUAUUGUAGAGUUAAAAUUUUAAAUAUUUUAAAAAUUGUUUUUAUAUUAUAGAGUCUAGAAUAUAUGCAACAAUAAAUAUUUUUAAGUUAAACUUGGUCUAAUACACACUUAAAAAAUAGAUAUAAAAAUGUACUUAAUUGAAAAUGGGAGUAUGACUUCCAAAAACUGUGUAAUUUAUUUUUCUAAAAGAAAAUGAUAAUGUUUUAACAAAGGUUUUAUAUAGUUUAUGAAAGAAAACCAAUCCAUCAUGGCAAGCACAGAAAAGGACUGAAGAUUGCUGUGAUAGAUUAAACAAAAAAAAAUAAAUUAAAAAUAAUAAAAAAAGUUAAAAGGUGCUGAUGAAAGAUUAGUUUUAAGAAUGUGUGUAGAUAUUUUUCAUAAUCGAAGGAAAUAUGUCAGUAGAUGGACGAUCUAUAUUACUUUUCUCGCUGCAAUUAAGGUGCAUUUUUAUGAUCGCCUGAUGACCGGGAGCUCAAGUGUGCCAUGUCGACUGUUUUAGAACGUUUAGAUAUUAUUACCAAUUAGACAUUUUUGUAGUUUUUAAACUGUGUCAAAAAAGAAGAUGGAUUGGUUCAAUUUGUUGACAUUGAAUGAUGAAUUUGAUCUAUUGAAAAUAUUAAAAUUUGUUUGUUUUUUUUUAUAUUUUUUGUUAUAUAAAAGGACUUGAAGAUUUUUUUUAUAUACCUGUAUAUAUAACUUUUAAGACGUAUUUUACAUUUUUUUAAAAAAUAUUUUGUACCCCAAUGUAUUUUUCCUAUUGAUGUUAAGUUACUAAAUGAAAUGAGAAAUGGUUAUCAAUUUUUAUAUUAAGUUAAACCAGUAUGACAAUCUGACCAGAAGCAAUGCAGUAUACGAUAUAGAAAUGUAUAAAAAAAAAGAGAAAAAGAAAAAAAAAUCAGUUUUCCGUAAUUGUAUAGUCUAGUUACCGAGUUUGUGUUCCUUAUGUCUGUCGUUUUAAUACCAGAACACACAACAUUGUUAAAAAAGAAAUUAUUUGUUAAUUUUAUUUAUAUAAGUUAUGUUUGAUAGAUAACUACAGUCAGUAGGAAUGCAUUAACUUUAUUUUAAUAACUAUGGCUUGACUAUUUGUGCUAAACCAGGACUUAUAACUCCUUUUUAAUGCAUACACACUUGUUUAAUGCAUAAUUAUGCAAUAUGGAAUAUUCAUUUCAUUUGCAUUUUGUUGAAUGAGGAAUUUAUAUUACCAUUUUAAUUAUUAUUAUGACCCUACAUAUAGCACAACAGAUACCAGUUUUAUUUAAAUUUGAGCUCACAAGGAAAGGAUACUAUUUAAUAUACAACAUUUUAUGAAACUAAUGCCAUGAAGAAAUAAUCUCUUGGAACUAUAUUAUUGCCAAUCGGUGAAAUUUUUUGAAGUUACCACUGACAUCGAAUAAUGAAGAUGUUUUAGUUCAUCAGUAUGUUAAUAUUAAAAACUCCUAUAUAUAGUUGUUUAAAUAAGUUAUAUAUCCUGUUUUUGUUUUUUUAUACUAUUCACUACUGACUGUAGCUAUUUUAUUGAAAAAUCAAUUCAAUAGAAAAAAUUUGUUGGUUUAUUUAUUUAUUUUAUUUUAUUUUUUGGCUUUGACUGUAUAAUCAGUUCACUAAGAUUUUGCUCAAGAGGAAAAUUCUUAUAAUUUCAAAAUAUUUUUGUUGGUUAUCUCUUCUACUUUUAAACAUUAUUCUACAAUUUAAUGUUAUAAUAACUUAGAUGACUAGUAACUUGCUUAAUAAUGCCAUCCAGGACAGUUGAUAUAAAAAAAAAAUUAAAGAAAGAAAAAGGAAAAAAAGCUUAUAAAUAUAAUGUGCUUUCUUUUCCAGUGCCUCUUUUGCCACUGGAGCCGUUGGAUUUUCAGAUUUUGUGUUAAAAGUAAGAUUUGUGAAGUGGUCCAACCAAACUGGAAUAUUAAAGUGCAUUUUAAUGCGUUUUUUUUUUUUAAUUAUUGUUUUGCUAUAUUAUUUUUUUAUUUUCCUUUUUAUUUUCACUUAUUAAUAAUUUUACUUUUGUACUAUUAUAAUUUUACUAUUUGAAUUAUUACAACUUAAAUAAAUAUUUAACAUGAAAUUUCAUAGUUAAAAACAUUAGAUUUUUGAUAAUUAAAGAUUUGAUAACAAUUUAUUGCUAAACUUGUUUAUUAUGAUAAAUCUAUCUUAGUCCAACAAUAAAAUUGACAAGAAUAUUGAUUUCCUUGGUUGCCAUCUAUGGGAAAUAUUUGUAAAUCACAAGAAGAAAAUUUUUAUGGUUACCGAAGAUCAAAUUUUCAAGAACAUAUAGUGCUACUGUCAGUGCAAAAUGUCAUAAGUAACAAUAUUACAUGUUUAUUAUCUUUGUUCUGAAGAUUUACAUUUUGUAGUCU